This is a messenger RNA of Nipponia nippon (crested ibis), 1215 nucleotides long. NCBI's taxonomy places the organism in Eukaryota, Metazoa, Chordata, Aves, Pelecaniformes, Threskiornithidae. The record is from RefSeq and is a predicted model, not a curated record.
AUGGCGGGGCAACCGGCUGGAUGUCUCCCUCGGCGAUUUGUCAAGCCUCAGGAAGAGGAAGAGAGCAAAAGCGUCCUUACAGUUAAACAGAAGGGACGGACGGACCUCAGCAACCCAGUUCGGUCAGCCCGAUCCCAGCGACUAGAGGCCCGUAACCAAACCCACCCAUCUAACUUGCGAGUGGCCGUAUCGUUGAAACGCCACGAAUCCACGUUAGGCAAUACUGAAGCACAGGUCACAGUGUCUCCGGAGCAGGUGAUCCUGUCCCACAGCCCCCUGCGGCUCUUCAGCCAGUUCCACCACAAGCGCAUGCUGGUGGCCGGGCAGGGGCCCGUGGAGGAGAACGCCCACAACCUGGGGUUCAACAACGUGGUCACCAUCGAGGCACUGAGGAAGGCAUAUCCCCUCUUAGACAUGGUGGAUCAGAGCCGGAGGCCAAAGGAGCUGCCUCCUCCAACCACUGGCUUCCCUACUAUAGAAGGAGUGAUUCUGUUUGGUGAGCCAGUGAGGUGGGAGACAAGCCUGCAACUUAUUAUUGACGUACUCUUGAGCAACGGGAACCCUGGGGCGGAGCCGCAAGAUAUACCUUACCCGCAUCUGCCUGUCCUCGCCUGCAACAUGGAUCUCCUGUGGAUGGCCGAAGCCAAAAUGCCCAGGUUUGGCCAUGGUACUUUCCUUCUCUGCUUGGAGAACAUCUACAAGAAAGUGACAGGCCGGGAGCUGAAGUACGAGGCCUUGAUUGGCAAACCCAGCACAGUCACCUACCGCUAUGCCGAAUACUUGAUAAAAGAGCAGGCAGAGAAACAGGGCUGGAAGUCUCCCAUCCGACGCCUCUAUGCAGUUGGGGAUAACCCUAUGUCCGAUAUCUAUGGGGCAAACCUCUACAACAACUACCUCAAGUCAGCUCACCAGAACCAGGUCCAGACUGGGGUGAAGAGGAGCCCACAGGCAGCUGCUCCCCAAACUGAGGAUCACCUCGAGCUGAGGAAGGACUGCAGCAAUUCAGUGGAGAGUUGCGAGUCGAUUCUGGUCUGCACUGGGGUCUACCGCCACAAUGCAGAUGUUCCCAGUAACACGGAGGAGUGCACGACAGAGACGGUGUUCCAUGGCCAUCGGGACUUCUGCUUUGACCCCAGCCUGGUGGAGGCAUCUUAUGUAGUUCAGGAUGUGAAUGAUGCUGUGCAGCUUGCUUUCAAGAAGGAGAACUGGAGCUAG